This is a messenger RNA of Symbiodinium necroappetens, 1939 nucleotides long. The record is from the annotation of a GenBank genome assembly. Lineage: Eukaryota; Dinophyceae; Suessiales; Symbiodiniaceae.
AUGGCAGAUGCCAGUGAAUCUGAGUCAUCGUGCGACAGGAGCGAUGAGGACUCGUUUCUGGACGACAUGGCUGGGCGCGUAGCCAGCAUGGAACCUGUAUCCCCUGAUCUCCUCCGGGCCACUCCGGCCUGGCAGGUGCUGCAUUCCUUCGGCGCGGCAUUGCGGUGGACCCCGAAGGGUCUUUACGAGCGCAGUUUUCCGGUGAAUUGGAUCCAAGUUUUCUGGAGCCACAGCUGGCAUGGCAACAACUACAUGAAGACGCUCUUGUUGCUCUUGCUUUACAAUGGGCCUGCUGCAGCGAUAGCUGCCACGAUCACAGCUUUGCUGACGAUGUGCUUGCACAUUGCUGGAUUGUUGCCAGGUGUCCUGCGGGUGAGCACUACACCGCUGGAUCGAGGAAUAGAGAUGGUCUUUGGCCCGUGGUGCACACUGAGCGCAGGGCUUGUUUUUGUAGUUGUUCUUCUGCUGUGGAAAUCCAGGUGCCUAGUCUUCUUCGACCAAAUAUGUAUCGAUCAGACGAACCCAGACCAAAAAACACGUGGAAUCAUUGGCAUUGGUGCCAUGGUGAAGUACUCCCAGCAUUUUCUGCUUGUCUGGGACUGCACUUACGCUGGGCGCUUGUGGUGCCUGUUAGAGCUGGCCGCGUUCCUGAAAAGUCAUGAACAGCCAGAGAAGAAAGUUACUAUCAGGCUGACAGCCAUGGCUCCAUGCAUUUUGGGAAUUGGCUUUGGCCUAUGGGCUUCCAUGCUACAGGUUUUGGUUCAUGAGCGAUCUGCUUGGGACACUUUGGUCCUUGUGCUGUCACGAUGGGUCUUUUUGUACAUGGCGGCAUCCUAUAUGCGUGAUCAUUAUCGCAACGCGGAGGUUUUGCUCAAACAGCUUUCCGAUUUUACGAUCCGAGAUGCCGCUUGUCAUUGCUGCAACGACGGAGAGAUUUGUUGUGCCGAUGUUUGUGAUCGUGCGAUUAUCGGGCGAUGCAUUCAAAGCUGGCACGGGUCCGUCGAGGCCUUCGAGGUGACAAUAAGGACUCGCGUCAGGCAGAUGCUGUACCGCCAGUUGGGAGGAUUGCUGUUUCCGUAUGGUUGGCAAGUCCUUGGCGCUUUGCCUCUGUUCUGGAGCUUCGCAGAUUUAAGUGCUGCGCGUGCCCGGGAUGGACAUUGGAAGAUGGCCGCACUUGUGUUCUUAGCCGGCCUGACGUGGUGUCUCUUUCUGUUUCCUUUCGUCUUUCAAGCCACUUUACUCUUGGCAAACUUCUUCCGCCGAAAGCAGAGCCACGUAUGGCUGGACAGGCUGAAAACCAUGGUCGUGGCCUUCGUGCUGGCGGCACUGUCCUUUGGUGGCCAGUGGACGUCCCGGCUCGUGGAGGAUGCUACUUCCUCGGCUCUUUGGAUGAUGGGAAUGUUGGCUUCUGAAGAAGCCAGCAUGGUACUGGAGGCAGACGAGGAGGAAAGCUGCGAAGGAAACCUUCUCUUCCUGCUCUCUUGGUUCGCGCAGGAGCCUCGAGCUGCCCCCUGGCUCCGAUGGCUCCUCCGUGCAGAGAGCAGAAGUGACUUUUGGCAGCGGAGCGAAGACGGAGGCCUCGAGCCUCCUGGGCUUCGCAAGGAUCUGCGAUCCGCAAGCGGAGAUGUGGUGUUCAAGAGAGAGUGCGGCCGCUUGUUGACUGUGGAGCUGUCAGCGCUGGACUUGUGUCCGGUGCAUGAAGCGGCUUUGGCGGCAGCGGAUGCCGUCCUUCCGAUUGCCCCAGCUCAGCAGCUAGCAAUGCUCCGUGCAGAGCAGGCAAACCGUAAGCGGAAGACUCCGCAAGAAGCUGCGUCAACGACAGAGCUGGGCAAUGGAUGGUACAAGGAAGUCAGGAUCCGUGGUGCGGUGGCCACGACCCAGCACCAGACAGCCGAACGCUUCUCCAUGCUGGCUUGCUGCCCUCUGCGCUUUCCCCGAG